CGUGUUUAAGUUGUACCAAUUUAAAAAUAAGUAUCGACAAGCCAUUAGAAGCCCAAUAGAAGCGUAAAAGCUCAGCCUCAAGUUACGUUGAAACUCCAGAGUAGGAGCGGCGACUAUGGCCAACAGAGACUGAGGGUUAGACCAUAUUCUCCAGGCUUGCUUACAUAACAGCGCAAAGACCGGUAAUGCCAUACUCAUAGACUUAAGAAUGAUCUCUUUACCUCCUUGAGAUAGUAUUUUGAGCCCCCACCUCUAAGUCUCCGAACUUUCUCUUGAAUAAAACUCAGAAGUUUACUUUUGGAACCACGUAAACAUUCAGGUAAUCCUAGAUAGGAUCUUCUUCAGUCUCUUAACUAUUUCCGCUCCUUCCUCUGCAGUUGCUUUACAAAGUAGCAAGCUAUCAUCGGCAAAAAGCAGGUAGCGCACGCCAUUCAGCUUCCCAGACGUCUCAGCUUGAUUAAGAGUACUCACCAAGGCCUCAGCACACAAAAUGAAAAGUAAUGGGGAUAAGAGGUCUCCUUGUCGGAUCCCUCUCUCUAGUUUUAUGAAGCCAUGUUGUCUACCGUUUAGGAGCACCGAGUAAGUAACAGAACUGAUACAGGAUACGAUCCAUGUCACCCAUUUCCUAUCAAAACCCAUCCUCUCCAGCAGGAACUCAACAAAACACCAUUUGACACGAUCAUAAACCUUUGACAUAUCCGUGUCUUGAUAGCCAUGAACUCACUGUCAAUCCCGUCCUUCCUCCUCAAAGCGUGCACCAUCUCAUAUGCUACUAAAAUGUCAUCAGUGAUAAGACGCUCACUAACAAAAACACCUUGAGUAUCUGAUACAAUAUCAGGUAGAAUUCUCUUCAAUAUGUUGCAAACUAUCUUAGAAAUGAUCUUAUAGUCAACUGAACAUAGGCUGAUGGAUCUUAACUCAAUCAUCAUUGAUGGGUUAGUAACUUUGGGCAGUAAGCAAAUCUGAGUAUGGUUCCAUCCAGCAGGUAAAACUGCCGUCCUGAAAAAACUCUGCACUUUUCUGACCGUGUUUGGACCCACAAUGGACCAAAAUCUCUUGUAAAAUGUGUCUGUUAGUCCAUCUGCUCCAGGCGCACUAUCUUCCUUGAUGGAAAAGGCUGCAACCCUAACUUCCUCAGCAAGUACUGGGGUCGUUAACAUCGUGUUCAUAGCAGGAGAAACUCACUCAACCAUUUAGAACUUAAACAUGAAAAAACUGUACUUUAAGAAAAGAAAAAACAGAAGCCUAAACCGGAAUUUGGAAAGAGUGUUAUGGAAACUAAAAUUUGCACUGUCAAAUUUGAGCGGAAGAAAGCUUAGUUUUCCUUGAAGACAAAUACAUAUUUUUCAAAAAAAAUCAUGUAUAUAUUGUUCAAAAUAAAGGUAAAGCAUAAGGAUAAAAAAAUAAAGUUAAUGAAACCAAAUUUAGUUUGCUACAUAGAUACCACUUAAUAUCCAUAAAAAAUAGAAUCAAAUCAAGUUUUCAAAACAAAAAUUAUCCUGCUUAUUCAGAUCUAGUUAUAAUUAUAUUCUGAUUCACAUGUUUACCAUGAUUAGUCUGACAUAUAGUUUCUUCCUAAUCAUAAUUAAGUUAGCGUUAAUGUAAAAAACUAUGACCUGUUGCGUCCGAUUACUUUAAGUGCUGGUGAAGCAAUAAGAUACCGAAUUCUAUGAAUCUUAAUUAAUCUUGCGUUAAUUAAACUGGCUAUCAAGUGAAUGGUCAACUGUCUUUAUAGAUAAAAGACAAAAACAAUGACGAAGUCCCGUUUCCACGAAGUUACUGAUCAACAACUAAUAAUCAAACUCAGCGACCUUUUCUUGAUAAAGAUAAUCAAACUCGAGGAUUAGUGAGAGAAAAGAAAAGAAUAAAAAUAUCAUGGAGGAGAUUCGUCAGAAAAGAGUGCUGAUGAUUCCUGCACCAUUCGAAGGUCAUUUACCUUCGAUGAUGAACUUAGCCUCAUUCCUAUGUUCCAAAGGCUUUGCCAUAACUAUAGUUCGAACCCAAUACAAUUUCUACGAUAUCUCCGCUGACUUCCCGGGUAUCAACUUCUUCACCAUCGACGAUGGCUUGUCUGAAUCCGACAUGUCGUCUCUGGGGCUCCUUGACUUUAUUCUGGAACUUAACUCUCUCUGUGAACCCCUCUUGAAAAAAUUUCUAACACUCAAGGAUGAUUUUGACUUUAUUAUUCAUGAUGAAUUCGUCUACUUCCCUCGACAAGUUGCACAAGAUCUGAAUCUGCCCAAGAUGGUCUUUAGUGCUUCUUCAGCUGCCACUUCGAUCAGUCGAUGUAUGCUUAUGGAGAACCAAGACAAAUGGUUACACCAUGGGGAAGAAGCAAGAUCUAAACUUGAAGAAUUGGUGCCGAAGUUUCAUCCCUUUCGAUACAAAGAUCUACCUGUGACAGCUUAUGGAUCUAUGGAGAGACUGAUGUUACUUUACCACAACGUAAGCAAGAGAGACACAUCUUCUGGUAUAAUACACAACUCUUCCAGUUGUUUAGAGAACGUAUUCACAUCAGCUGCAGAAGACACCUGGGGCGUUCAGGUAUAUCCGGUUGGUCCACUCCAUAUGACUGAUUCCGCAGUCACAUGUCCAAGUUUGUUUGAGGAAGAAAGAAAUUGUCUUGAAUGGCUUGACAAGCAAGAAACAAAUUCCGUGAUCUACAUAAGCAUGGGAAGUUUGGCAAUGACGCAAAAGGAAGAGUUUGUGGAGAUGGCCAUGGGAUUGAUUCAGAGUAACCAGCCUUUCUUAUGGGUGAUCCGACCAGGUUCCAUAACGGGGCAAAACUCCGUAGACUCGUUACCGGAACAGUUCAGCCAAGCGCUGACCCAUGGCGACAGAGCUUUUGUAGUGAGUUGGGCCCCACAGAAGGAGGUGUUACGGCAUAGAGCGGUGGGAGGGUUUUGGAACCAUUGUGGAUGGAACUCAAGCUUGGAGAGCAUAAGCAGUGGCGUGCCAAUGAUCUGCAGGCCUUACUCAGGGGACCAGAGGGUAAAUACUAGACUUAUGACACAUGUUUGGCAAACUGCAUUUGAGGUCGAAGGUGAACUGGACAGAGAAAUCGUAGAGACGGCUGUGAGGAAGCUUAUUGUGGGUGAUGAAGGUAAAGAGAUGAGGAGGAGAGCUAAUGAAUUGAAAAAGCAGGUUGAAGACUCUGUAAGAAUAGGAGGCUCGUCUUACAGUGCUUUAAUGAGUUUGGUCGAUUCGAUAAUGUCAUCAUAAGUAUUCAACACGGUCGUCUCCCAAGAACAACGUAAACUAAGAUAUUCUGAGCCGAACAUGUAGGGUGAGAAUCAGUUAAAUAAGUAUGUGCCUUCAACGAACGCAAUAAAAUAAAGUGUUUCUUGAAAA
Messenger RNA from Brassica napus (rape), 3351 nucleotides. RefSeq names its product UDP-glycosyltransferase 76D1-like. Lineage: Eukaryota; Viridiplantae; Streptophyta; Magnoliopsida; Brassicales; Brassicaceae. Bases 1876 to 3222 code for a protein of 448 amino acids. The transcript has 2 exons. The record is from RefSeq and is a predicted model, not a curated record. Gene Ontology annotation, molecular function: UDP-glycosyltransferase activity.